AUGCGGGAAGGAAGAGACUGCGCCCUGCGCGCUACUGCGCAGCCGCAGCACGGGAACACCCGAGAGGGGCCGAGGGGGGCCGAGGGGGGCGGAGGGGGGCGGAGAGGACCGGAGUGGGGCCCGAGGGCAGAGGAGAGGACCCGAGGGGGGCGGAGAGGACCCGAGAGGACCCGAGAGGACCCGAGGGGGCAGGAGAGGGGCCGAGGGGGGCGGAGAGGACCCGAGGGGGCCGAGGCGGAGAGAGGGGCCGAGGGGCGGAGAGGAGCCAGUAGGGCCGAGGGAGACGAGGCCGAGGGGGCGGAGAGGACCCGAGAGGGCGGAGAGGACCCGAGAGGACCGAGAGGACCCGAGAGAGCCGAGGGGGCGGAGAGGGGGCGAGGGGCGGAGAGGGACCGAGGGGCGGAGAGGACCAGGGAGGACCCGAGGAGGCGGGGGGCGGAGAGGGCCCGGGGACCCGGGGAGCCGAGGGGGCGGAGAGGGCCGAGGCGGAGAGGGGCCGAGGGGGCGGAGAGGACCCGAGAGGACCCGAGGAGGCCGAGGGGCGGAGAGGGGCCGAGGGACCCGAGGGGGCCGAGGCGGAGGACCAGAGGACCGGGAGGACCCGAGGGGCGGAGAGGGCAGGAGGACCCGAGACCCGAGAGGGCGAGAGGACCCGAGGCAGAAGAGAGUACCCGAGGGGCGGAGAGGGCGAGGACCGGAGAGGACCCGAGGGGGCAGAGAGUACCCGAGGCGGAGGGGGCCGAGGGGAGCGGAGAGGGGCAGAGAGGACCCGAGGGGGCCGAGAGGGCAGAGAGGACCCGAGGGGCAGAGAGACCCGAGCGGAGAGGGGCCGAGGGGACCGAGAGGCCCGAGGGGGCGAGAGGGGCCGAGGGAGACGAGAGAGACCGAGGCGGGGGAAGGGCCGAGAGACCCGAGGGGCGAGGCGGAGAGGCAGAGAGGACCCGAGGGGGGCCGAGAGGACCAGAGAGGACACGAGGGGACCCGAGGGGGCCGAGAGGACCCGAGGGGGCGAGAGGACCAGAGAGGACACGAGGGGACCCGAGGGGGCGAGGACCAGAGAGGACACGAGGGGGGCCGAGAGGACCCGAGGGGACCCGAGGGGGCGAGGGGCUGAGAGGACGAGGGGCCAGGGGCAGAGAGUACCCGAGGGGGGAGGAGAGGGGCCGAGGGGACCCGAGAGGACCCGAGAGGACCCGAGGGGGGCAGAGAGUACCCGAGGGGGCGGAGGGGGCCGAGAGGACCCGAGAGGACCCGAGGGGGGCCCGAGAGGGGCAGAGAGUACCCGAGGGGCGGAGAGGGCAGAGAGGACCCGAGGCCGAGAGGACCAGAGAGGACACGAGGGGACCGAGGGGCCGAGAGGACCCGAGGGGGGCGAGAGGACCAGAGAGGACACGAGGGGACCCGAGGGGGCCGAGAGGGACCGGGGACCCGAGGGGGCCGAGAGGACCAGAGAGGACACGAGGGGCCGAGAGGACCCGAGGGGACCGAGGGACCAGGGACGAGGGGGCCGAGGGACCAGAGAGGACCCGAGGGGACCCGAGGGGGCCGAGGGGGCCGAGGGACCCGAGGGGGCCGAGAGGACCAGAGAGGACACGAGGGGAGAGGACCCGAGGGGGGCCGAGGGACCAGAGAGGACCCGAGGGGGCGAGGACCAGAGAGCACGAGGGGCCGAGAGGGCCGAGUUUAAAGCUGAAGCAGGAGAUUUAUUUACAGUAG
Hippoglossus stenolepis (Pacific halibut) is the source of this 1716-nucleotide messenger RNA. RefSeq names its product collagen alpha-1(I) chain-like. The coding region runs from base 1 to 1716 and encodes 571 amino acids. NCBI's taxonomy places the organism in Eukaryota, Metazoa, Chordata, Actinopteri, Pleuronectiformes, Pleuronectidae. The transcript is spliced from 2 exons. The record is from RefSeq and is a predicted model, not a curated record.